UAUGAGCCGUGCAUUAGUUUUUAGUAAAAAUUACUUAAGCAAGAAAUUUAAGAUAAAAUAACCAAACGAACUUUAUAGACAACUACUUUAUAAAAAUCAAUUAUUCUAAGAAGAUUCUUUACAAAAAGUCUCAACUGAUGAUUUAAUACAUUUUAUCAUUUUUUUUGGAACCCAUCCUGAACGUAGAAAUUAAGGAGAAAAAGCCAAAAAAAUAACUUUAGAGUGUCUGAAAUAAUAUAAGAAAAAGAUGAUCAAAAAUAGCUAUGAAAUAAACUCAUAAAUACUUUUAUCUCUUAGCAAUGUCUUGCUUUAUGAUGAGUAGAUGGUUUAAGAAAUAGUUUAAUAAGUUGAUGAAGAAAAAGAAACUCUUUCAAUCAAGGAUAUGAUUAAAUUUUAGCAUUGUCUCUACAAAUUAAACAUCCAUGAUGAAAAACUAAGUGAUUAUGUUCUUCAGAAAUUUCUUAAGCAAAAAUAGUAGGUGGAUUAUUUAGAAUAUAUUCAUGAUCUACAUAUUAGAUCAAAUCUAUUUAGAUUAGGUUUUUUAGAUGAAUAAAUUAUUUUAACUUUGUUGAAGGGAUUUUAGGCAAAAUUAAACACAUCAUAAAAUUCUCAUUAUACAUCAAAAUCAUGCUUUUAAUACUGUUAAAUAAUGUAUAAUUUAUAUCCAGAAAUAAUCGACCAACAACUUGUAGACUUAAAACCAAGUGAUGAAAACAUUUUUGCUCCUUAAUUUAAUGAUAUGGUGAAAGACUAUAUAAUUAGCAAAUAACUUGUUGAUCGUAAAAAGUUUUAUUAAUCUUUUGAAUAUUACUUAAAUUACUAGAAUUUGAAUAUAUUGAAGGUUAAAGAAGAUGCUAUUUUAAGAAAUUUAACUGAACUCGAAUAAAAUGUUUAAGAUUUGCUUAAUUAAUUAAAAUAUAAAAAUGACAGAGCAUGCCGUGUUUUAAUUUAUGAUGUUGAUUACUUAGUCAAUGAUAAAAUCAUCUUAACAUGUAAUGAUCCAGUACAUUUUGUAGAAGAUUUUGAUGGAAAGAUUUUAACAAUUAAUCCAAAUCAUAUAAUGUAGAGCAGGUAUGUAUUUAUUAAUAAGUAGAGACAUUUGAUUGCCACUAAUAAAUACAAGGUUUAUGAUAUUAAUUAUCAUGAAUGGAUAAGUUUGACAGAAUAACAAAAGAUUUAGCAAUUAAAAUCUUUUCUAGAAUGA
This is a messenger RNA of Paramecium sonneborni, 1204 nucleotides long. The record is from the annotation of a GenBank genome assembly. NCBI's taxonomy places the organism in Eukaryota, Ciliophora, Oligohymenophorea, Peniculida, Parameciidae.